GGCAGCUUUACAGUUGCCCGUGGACGGCCGUGCCUUCAACUAGUUUUCGCUCCUGCUCCGCUUCCGUGAAAAGAAAAAUAAAUACACAAUGCAGCGCGUUCUGAAGACCGGUGGCGCCCUGUUGCGUUCACAGAACAAGAACUUUGCCGCAGCUGUGGCCCACUACUCUGCUCUGCCCCAGCCCCAGACCACCCCGGAGGUGCUCUACACCGGACUGUUCAUCAACAAUGAGUGGCACAAGAGCAAAUCGGGCAAAACAUUUGAGACCAUUAAUCCGACCACAGAGCAGGUCAUCGCCGAAAUCCAGGGUGGCGAUAAGGAGGAUAUCGAUAUUGCCGUAAAGGCUGCCCGCUCGGCCUUCAAGCUGGGUUCCCCAUGGCGCCGAAUGGAUGCUUCGGAGCGCGGUCGUCUGCUCUACCGCUUGGCGGACCUUAUGGAGCGGGAUCAGGUCUACUUGGCUAGUUUGGAGACCCUGGACAAUGGCAAACCCUACAGCAUGUCCUACAAUGUGGAUCUGCCCACAGCCAUCAAGAAUCUGCGCUACUUUGCCGGCUGGGCCGACAAGAACCACGGCAAGACGCUCCCCAUGGACGGUGACUUCUUCGCGUACACCCGCCACGAGCCUGUGGGCGUGUGCGGUCAGAUCAUACCCUGGAACUUCCCCAUUCUGAUGAUGGCCUGGAAACUGGGACCCGCACUGGCCACCGGCAACACCAUCAUCCUGAAGCCGGCCGAGCAGACCAGUCUGACGGCCCUGUACAUUGCCCAGCUGAUAAAGGAGGCUGGCUUCCCGGAGGGUGUGGUCAAUGUGGUGCCUGGCUUCGGUGGAGCCGGCGCUGCCCUGGCCAAUCACGCCGAUGUCGAUAAGGUGGCCUUCACAGGCUCCACGGAUGUGGGCAAGCUCAUCCAGCUGGCUUCCGGCAACACGAACCUCAAGCGCGUGACUCUGGAGCUGGGCGGCAAGUCGCCCAACAUUAUUCUCUCCGACACGGACCUGGACUACGCCGUGGAGACGGCCCACUUCGGUCUGUUCUUCAACAUGGGCCAGUGCUGCUGUGCCGGCUCUCGCACCUUUGUGGAGGACAAGAUCUACGAUGAGUUCGUGGAGCGCAGUGCGGAGCGCGCCAAGAAGAGGACCGUGGGCAAUCCCUUCGAUCUGAAAACCGAGCAGGGUCCCCAGGUCAACGAGGAGCAGAUGGACAAGAUUCUCGGCAUGAUCCAGCAGGGCAAGCAGCAGGGCGCCAAGCUGGUGGCCGGCGGUAGCCGUCCCGAUGGCCUUCCCGGCUACUUUGUCCAGCCCACGGUGUUCGCCGAUGUCCAGGACAACAUGACCAUUGCCCGCGAGGAGAUCUUCGGCCCCGUGCAGCAGAUCAUACGCUUCAAGAAGCUCGACGAGGUCAUUGAGCGUGCCAACAACUCGGAGUACGGCCUGGCCGCCGCCGUCUUCACCAAGGAUCUGGACAAGGCCAACUACAUUGUGGGUGGACUGCGUGCCGGCACUGUCUGGGUGAACACCUACAAUGCCCUGGCCGCCCAGGCUCCCUUCGGCGGCUACAAGAUGUCCGGCCAUGGCCGUGAGAACGGCGAGUAUGCGCUUUCCAACUACACAGAGGUCAAGAGCGUCAUUGUGAAGGUGCCACAGAAGAACUCCUAAGAAGGGAGUCAUACUGGACAGGGGUGCAUCCCGUUUAGGUGCUCUAAAUGCCGAUUUCAACCUCUUUGGUUAGCCUUAAGCUCACAUUUACUCGAUCUACAAUUUCUAUAUUAGACAUACGAUAUGUUUCCGAUAUGGAAUAGAUUCGUAGCCAGUCGUCGUUGGCCAGUCUCUGUGUUUAUUUUCCAUUCGGUUAAAUUCUGUUUAAGUGUAAAACUAUUUUGAAAUACAAAAUUUUUAAAGAAAA
This is a messenger RNA of Drosophila obscura, 1901 nucleotides long. It is a transcript of the gene Aldh, whose product is annotated as aldehyde dehydrogenase, mitochondrial. Lineage: Eukaryota; Metazoa; Arthropoda; Insecta; Diptera; Drosophilidae. Gene Ontology annotation, molecular function: aldehyde dehydrogenase (NAD+) activity. The transcript is spliced from 4 exons. The record is from RefSeq and is a predicted model, not a curated record. Bases 89 to 1654 code for a protein of 521 amino acids.